AUGACUGGUCAAAUUUCACAGAAAGAAUUAACAGUUCCUAAUUGCAAUCAUAUGGAGACUGCUAACGCUGUUUGUACUCACCUUAGCAGCAUAGGUAAAAAUCUUAAAUCACUAGACAGACUAUCCGUACCGGUGUUUUUGCCUGCGGCUGAACCCCGAUACAUUCAACCAUGGGAUGUCGUCAGAAUCAUCAAUAAACUGAAUACUAGGAAGGCUGGUGGUCCAGACAUGAUUUCUGCUCGAUUCAUUAAAACAUUCUCAUAUGAAUUGGCCGAACCUCUAUCAUGUAUUAUUAAUGCGUCUUACCGUGCGCUUGAGGUGCCCAGUGAAUGGAAACUUGCCCAUGUAGUUACCAUCACUAAGGAUCCGAAGCUUCCAGCUACACUUGAUAAUAUACGACCUAUUGCACUUACCGACCUUUUUGCAAAAAAUGCGGAACAUUUUGUGGCAAGAGAUACAUUGAAAGAAAUGAAUACCAUGCUUGACCCGAUGCAGUUUGGGAAUCAGCGAAAAGUGUCUAUAUCUCAUUGCUUAAUUAGUCUUAUGGACUCGCUAUAUCGGCAUGCUGAAAUUCCUUCCACUGUGUCUUCCAUUUUGUUCACUGAUUUUUCAAAAGCCUUCGACUUAGUUGAUCAUACGAUUGCGGUUUUCAGACUAAUAAAUAUGAACGUUUCACCUACCAAUGUUGCUUGGAUUGCUGACUUUCUCAGCAACAGACAUUAUCAAGUCAAGUACAGGGGUCACUUAUCUGAUAGUUGUAUUGUCAAGGGACCAAAAUUGGCCCCGUCGUUUUUUGUGCAAUGA
This is a messenger RNA of Anneissia japonica, 804 nucleotides long. RefSeq lists its product as uncharacterized. NCBI's taxonomy places the organism in Eukaryota, Metazoa, Echinodermata, Crinoidea, Comatulida, Comatulidae. The record is from RefSeq and is a predicted model, not a curated record. The transcript has a single exon. Bases 1 to 804 code for a protein of 267 amino acids.